Plectropomus leopardus (leopard coralgrouper) is the source of this 2476-nucleotide messenger RNA. The record is from RefSeq and is a predicted model, not a curated record. NCBI's taxonomy places the organism in Eukaryota, Metazoa, Chordata, Actinopteri, Perciformes, Serranidae.
GACCAACAUUUUGAAUUAUUCCAUCUGGAUUGACAUCUCUCUGAAGAUAUACUGCAUAUUUGGUGAAACCACCAAUGAUUAAGCCGGCACCCGGCGUGCUGCGUGCCACAGCAGUAGGACGGGAGCUAAAGGGGCGUCUACAGACUGAUUAAAGGCGUCUUUUAGUUGCUAGGACACAGGGUGGAGACCCUCGGUGAAGUCAGCUGGAGUGAGACAGACUUUCAGGAACCAGCCAUGAAGACCAAAAUUUCUGAGUUGCAUUUGAAAUUUGCAGAGAAGACAUGGAAUGAAACAUUUCAGCUUGUCCGAAGAUGCAUGGAAAAACCCAAAGAUGAAUCCAAACCCUGUAAGCCGCUGCUGAGAUCUCUGGAAAGGCUCCAGGAAGUAUUUAAAGUGUCCUCUAUGAACACCAUGAGGUCUCGCCUGGAAAUGAUCGCCAAACAACAAGGAAUGGGCUUUCACAUCACUGACGCCACAUGCUACCUGACAGCUGAUUUGUUCUACCUGGAGGUUGUGCUGCUGCCAUGUGGUGGAGUCCAGGAGGUAAAAGUGGCCCAACAUGGAGGAUCCCCUGCUCCCAGUGAGUCCUUUCUUCAGCUGCUGAGGUCAAAACAUUUUGCUGAGUUCUCCAUGAAACUGGCAGGCCUCUUCACCCAGUACAACAUCCCAGGAGACAAUGAAAACAAAAUAAAAUUGUUUGCAUCUCUGCAAUACCUCGGGAAGGACUUGCAGCAAAUAUCACAACUGCCAGGGGUGCCAAAGGACUCUGACCCCCAAGUGGACGUGAUCAACAAUGGCAGGAUUGGAUGUCUGAUCGCUGGAAAAGAAGAUUGCCCCCUGAUGAUCCAGUUCUAUAUCUCCCCGACUGAUGGAAUAAAGACCUCAGAUUUACAAAUGAUCGAUGCAGAGACGGUCGUGCAGGCAGCCCAGGUGACUGUAGGUGUCAGCGCCGUGACCCAAAAGCUUCAGAUGGCGUCUGUGAUCCCACAACCUCCCCAGCUGGAUCCCCAUGGCUCUCCUGUGUUCCUGCCGUUGAAUGAGGUGCCACAUGAGUCGCUGUCUGCCUGCUUUCUCCUCAAACUGCAGCCUUCGAUCCCAAUGAUGUCGUCUUUUGUGAACAAGCUCAGUCAAAUCACAGGUGUGGCCAUACCAGAUGUUGACCUGCAGUGGGCACCAUUACCCCAGCUUCUGAUGAGACGUUCAAGUGCAAACAGCCACGGGGAGACAUUACAUGAGCAAGAUACUAUUUUCACAUUGCGUCUUCCUGGUGGGGCGAUGCACAGUUACAUUGUCUCCAGAGCUGCAUGGGUGGUGCCUCCCCAGAGAGCGACUGUCGUGGACAACGUUCCCUUCACCCACCCGGCCCACGUCCCGGCCCUGCUGGAGCUGCUUCGACAUCAGUGUGCCAUCAACACCCUGCUGAGGAGCUGUGUCACUUCUCAGUGUACUGGAACAGUUUCAGGGUGUGACCUGCACUUUGAAGUCCUUCCGGAGUCUGAGACCAGCUUCUCUGUGACCUUCCUCCGACCGGACACUGACUCCCUCGCUGUUUUGCUGGUGAACAUACCUAAUUCUCAUCAGAUUUCCUGCACUUUGUUCGGAGCAGGAAUGGGAAAUCCCUCUAUGGAUGAAUACCUUUCCACUGUCAUGAGGAGGUUCAUGUCCAUUCCUUUGACCUUGAGGAUGUUAUACAGUAAGCUAGAGGAGAUCACCUCUGUCCCACUUCCUCCCAGCCGUCCGGCCACCACAGAGGCCGUAAAUGACCACUCGGCUCCCUCAACCACGGCUGUGACUGACACUAACAGCGCCUUGACCGCACACUCCCAGAGUGCAGCUGUGCCAGAGGACAGCUUCACUGAUGCUGGUUCGGCCUGCUAUGCCAUGUCUGUAGCCAAAUGUGAGCUCCUUCCUGAAAUAAACACGAGUCCUGCUGUCAACCCUUACCCGUCCACUCCUGUGGGUGUGUUUUCACACUGGAUGACCAAUAACGGCCAACUGACGGAGCUGAUCUGAAACUCUGGAGAUGCUGCAGCAGAUUGAGUGUACGAUCACGUCCAUCUCCUGCAGAAAGCCGAAGCGUUUCUCACCAUGCAUUCCAGUGUGGCAGAGACUACUGCCUGUAAAGGUUUGAGGUUUGGCAUUUGACCUCUCUCAGACAGCCAAGAGCCCGGUUGAUUGGUACCAUGUGAGCCAAUCAAACAUUGUUAGAGUGCAUUCUUGAUGGCUCGUAAGAGUAAAGUAAAGAUCAACACACUACACGUAAAAAUAAGAAAUGCUGGAUGCAUAAAUGAUAUCAAGGGCAGGGCUUAAUCUGUAUUAAAAAUCACACUUAGUCAUUUUUUCCCCUUUUAAAACUACAUUUUCGUACAAUAAAUAAGUUCCAGUUGGUGUGAAAAGUUCAAUACCUUUGUGGAAUGGAAAUUCCAGUCCUAAAUAUCUUAGUUUUCCUGAGUGUCAGCCAGGACAGCCACCAGUA